UUGAAAGAAUAAGCCUUCGAAAGUCAUACUCCAAGAAAAUCAAACAAAAUCUGACUCGAAUCUGCGGUUUCUACGAAGCUGAGAAAUUUUUUGACGUAAACCGUCUGUCCGUAGUCUUUCGGGGAAUGUAGUUCUCUUAGUGUGAAAAUUCUUUCGAAGCAGACGCGCUCUCGUUUUUUAAUAAGACUUCAUAUCCCAGGGGUCACUGCGGGUAGCCGGCGGUUGUGGGGACGCAUUAGCUCACGCGGACAGUCUCUGGGAGUGCUGAGUCGAACAUCCUCUGUGGCGUCUGGUCAGACAGAAACCGGCUGCUGGGUUUUACUUGAGUCGGAGAUUAAACGGCACACUUGGAGUUGGGACGCUCUCCAGCAUUGCCAGGGCUGACGGCGUCGUCGGGUUUCGGGAGGACGCUCGUGUGGCUCAACAACUGCGCAGCUCAAAUCUCACGGCGGUGAAAAUCCAACAACCACGAUGGACCCGAGAGACACUGCCCCUGAUUCCUGGGAACAAGAAGACGAUGUGGAGGCCACGAUCGACGGACAACUUGAAUCAGCAUUCACAACGCUAAAUGUGAACGCUAAGCCAUUUGUGCCCAAUGUAAACGCCGCCGAGUUUGUUCCGGCUUUUGGCCUGAAAGCACACCCGGCAAACGUCGACUCUGCCGUUGCUGUUGAAAAGAUGUCCACCAUGGAGAUGUCAGAAAGUGCUG
Molecule: messenger RNA, 709 nt
Organism: Haplochromis burtoni (Burton's mouthbrooder)
Lineage: Eukaryota; Metazoa; Chordata; Actinopteri; Cichliformes; Cichlidae
Product: eukaryotic peptide chain release factor GTP-binding subunit ERF3B
Source: RefSeq, a predicted model, not a curated record